Trichomonas vaginalis G3 is the source of this 1128-nucleotide messenger RNA. RefSeq names its product organellar and viral DNA polymerase type B. The transcript has a single exon. NCBI's taxonomy places the organism in Eukaryota, Parabasalia, Trichomonadida, Trichomonadidae. The coding region runs from base 1 to 1128 and encodes 375 amino acids. The record is from RefSeq and is a predicted model, not a curated record.
AUGAGUAUAGCUGCAUAUGCGUAUGAAGCUGACAGAGCUAAACGUUUAUAUUUUGGUCAAUACUCUCUCACACUUACUGACAAAUAUAUUGUUAUCACUGAUGGAAAUACUGAGAAAUACAUAACAUGGAAGGACUAUGAAAAGUUUGACCCUAUUUUAACUCCAUGUACUAUGCCGUUUAUAAAGGACGGUGAAAUUAUUGAAAAAGAUAAUACAACCGUAUAUAGGUCUGUUUAUGAAGCAUUAGAAUAUAUGUUGAAUCAUAACCCAAAAAGAUUUGACCCAAGCACUACACCAUGUGCAAUGCCCUUUAUUAAGGACGGUGAAAUCGUAAGAGUUCCGAAUUCAACGGUUUACACAGCUGUUCAAAACAGUUUACAAAACAUUUUAGCGAAUAUCUUUAAUUCAGAAACUACAGAAAUAAAAUUACCGUAUAUAACAUUCAGAAUGGUUGACUUCAAUACUAUCGCUUCAUUCGUUAUAACAGAUGAAACAGAUUUCAUGGAGAUUGAAAUAGAUGGAAAGAAGCACGAAAUAAGAUUUCACAAUAAUGUAGAAUAUAAGAUGGAAACAUUAGCUGGAGUGUUAAAUGCUCUCAUAAAUACUACAAUAAACAAAGAUAACGAAGAAAACUUAAUGAAUGUUAAACUUAUUGCAGGAGUUUUGAAGUUCAGUUAUGUGAAGGAGUUUAAGAUACCAAGAAUGAGUCAUAGAGUACAACUUCUUUUGGGUGCAUACCAUAUGACAUUUCCUUUGAAAAGUGUUGACAAAACGAUUGAGAUGAAAUCUGUUCCAUACGUAUGUUAUGGCAAUUGUUUAUACAUUGAGUCUAAAAUAGCUAAUGUCACAGGCAUUUCAGGAGUUAAUAGUAAAGGUUCAGUAGAAUAUAAAUCCUUCUGUUAUGCAGUCAAUUCAAUGUUCAUUCCAAACGUUCCUGUCAUAGCAACUCAUUUAGGUAAAUGGGUUCGCAUUAGUCCUCAUAAUUUGAAAGACAUGCAAUUCAGACUUGUUGACUUUCAAGGAGAGCCUGUAGAACUGAAGGCACCAGUGCGAAUGACUGUUGAAGUUGACUUUUUAGAAAAUAUUAAAUGCAACAGCUUACAAGAGAACUCAGAGCUAAAAAUAUAA